Molecule: messenger RNA, 1125 nt
Organism: Echinococcus granulosus
Lineage: Eukaryota; Metazoa; Platyhelminthes; Cestoda; Cyclophyllidea; Taeniidae
Product: Protein piccolo
Exons: 7
Coding region: 1-1125 (374 amino acids)
Source: RefSeq, a predicted model, not a curated record
AUGGCGGGUGUGCCAACCCUCUCUUACGGUACCUCCGGGUACUUCUUGGAAUCCUCAUAUCAUGAAAUGUCUCUUGAAGCUGCUGCCGAUGCUCACCGCUACCCCCCCAAACUCUGUCCUUCGCACAACCCUAAUCCUCACUUCCACGAAAGCCUUCAUGGUAGUGGCGGUGGAGGCGGCAGCUGUGUGCAUCAACAGCACAUCUGCCAGCAGUCUCAACAAUCACCUCGUGGACCUCCCAUCCACACCUGUGAGGUCCAUCCCACGGGGCCCGCGUGUAUUCAUAAGCAGCAACAGCACAUGUGCCGUUCGGGCGACUGGUCGUCAGAUCCCCGUGGCACCUGUCCAUCACGAGGCGUGAUCGAUCAACCUCCACCGAACUCGCCGCAGUCGGAGCGAAAUAUCAGUGAGACGUCGGCCAGUCCCUCCACACGGACUGGAAGUGUCCACCAUCACCAGCGGCAGGUGGUACCCACAGUUAAUGUUGCAGAGUACGAUGGUGGUGGACGAGAAGCGCCGGACGCUGUAUCGCAUAGCAGUGGUGGGCCGAUUAAUGGCGAUGGGCACCUUGUGACUGAUGAAGGCGUCACCCCAUCGUUUGGUGAAAUUGAAUUGAUCCUAACCUUCGAUGACUACGAUCAAAGCCUGACGGCACACGUAGCAAGGGCCCGAGGUCUUCGGCCAAUGGACCUCAACGGUCUAGCUGAUCCAUUCGUCAAACUGCGACUUCAUCCAGAUCCCACAGAAGACGUGGAUUUGAAUAGACAGAUCAAGUAUAUUCCAAAUACCCUCGAGCCCGAAUGGCAGCAGACAGUAGUUUUCAUGAAUUGCCUCAAGCGGACCCUCAAGAAACGUGUUCUUGAGGCCACUGUGUGGGAUUUCGACCGGCUUAAAAUGAAUGAUUUCAUGGGACAGGCAAUCAUUCAUUUGGGAUCAAAAGAGGCUUUGGAUGGUCAACCGCAUUGGUACAAGUUGCACGCACUUCAGGACAUCGUGAUUCCGGGAUAUCGUCAGCCUGGUACAAGAUCCGUUGCUCCUCCCAUUUCUCAAAGUGAUCAGGUCAAGACUAUCAAGAUGAACGUUACGAAAAUGCUGGAGGGUCGGAACUGUAUUAUCACCUUGUAA